AUGGCCAGUACACAAACACCAGUGGAAGAGAAGGGGCGUUUGUCUAUCCCAGACAAGCUCCUGAAGGGAUUGGAUCCUGAAUGGGUAGAGCUAUGGGAAAAGCAUGGCAGUUCCAUGGUGAGAGCCGACGAGCUAUCUCUUGAAGAAUAUCGCAAAAGUCCCGCGACAUAUAGCUUUACCUACCCAACAUGCCCCGGUCCGUCCGUUUUCCAUGUCGAGGACAUCGAGAUUCCGGUCACUCAACCAGCGGGAAAGAUUAUGAUCCGGGUCUACACGCCAGAGGGACCAGGCCCAUUCCCUGUUCAUUUGAACUUCCACGGAGGGGGUUGGGUUCUUGGCAAUCUCAACUCUGAAGCUGCUUGGUGCAGACACAUGUGCAACAAAGCCCAAAUUAAAGUUAUCGAUGUUGACUACCGACUGGCUCCGGAGUUUCCCUAUCCCACCAGCAUCUACGAUUCAUGGGAUGCUGUGAAAUGGACAAUUGCCAAUGCCUCAACCAUCAACGUUGACCCGACGAGUAUCUCUAUCGGAGGUCUCUCAGCUGGAGGUCAAAUGACUGCAGUAAUGGCGCAUUUCGCCCGCGAUGAGGGUAUUGAUCUGAAACUUCAAUUGAUCAUUGUUCCGGCGACAGACAUGCGCUACUGUCUAAAGACCAGAGAGUUGAAUGAAAGCACAUGUCCCUACGAAAGUGUUCUGUUAUACCAUGAUGCCCCUUGGGGACCACUGGGCAGGGAGCAAUGGUUCUUGAAGUAUUGGCUCGGCGAUGAUGAUGCUACCCAAGAGAGAAUCUUGACAAAGGAGUGGAUCUGUACCCCGGUACUGGCUCCUUCAUUCAAAAACCUUGCCAAGGCACACAUCAUCACCGCAGAAUUUGAUCUCGAGCGCGAUGAAGGAGAAUACUAUGGCCAGCUUAUGCAAGAGGCUGGAAACGAUGUCACAAUGAAGAGAUACCCAGGCGUGCCACAUGCAUUUGGGCACUUCAAUCAUCCUGAAAGGGGACUCUCGCAAAGCUUUGUAUAUAUCGAGGAUACCAGUCGACUCCUUCGGAAGGUGCACUUUGGCAAUAGUGAAGAGUAA
Penicillium coprophilum is the source of this 1077-nucleotide messenger RNA. RefSeq names its product alpha/beta hydrolase. The transcript is spliced from 5 exons. Gene Ontology annotation, molecular function: hydrolase activity. The record is from RefSeq and is a predicted model, not a curated record. NCBI's taxonomy places the organism in Eukaryota, Fungi, Ascomycota, Eurotiomycetes, Eurotiales, Aspergillaceae. Bases 1 to 1077 code for a protein of 358 amino acids.